Molecule: messenger RNA, 803 nt
Organism: Daphnia pulicaria
Lineage: Eukaryota; Metazoa; Arthropoda; Branchiopoda; Diplostraca; Daphniidae
Exons: 2
Coding region: 51-803 (250 amino acids)
Source: RefSeq, a predicted model, not a curated record
CGUUGCCCUCUUAUUGACGCUUCAACUCUCGCGCCUGCCAUCGAGUUGAAAUGAAAAUCAAUUGCAUCUGUUUCGUCGUCUUCACGGCAUCCAACGCGAUUCUACUUCCGCUUUGGAACCUUAAUCAACUGCAAAGACUACCGGAACCUAUUCCGCCACUUUCCUUCUUACUCAUGCAGCAUUACCUGUCGAGAAACGUCAAUAUUCAAAACAGCGUCUACCUAGGCCGAAAUGCCCUCAAAGUCUCUUACACCAACGACUACCAAAAGUUGGUCGAUGAAGAUGCAAAUUUCAUGCAAGGCAGCGGUUACGUUGAGCUUCCGCUGACGACAUUUUACCAAGGCACAAUCGACUUGGACAUUGCUGCGGAACGCAAUGGCAAAAGGACCAAAGAUCCGGAACGGGCCGGUGCUGCCGGCCUGGCCUUCCGCAUUCAGUCCAAUUACGAUCAAUACGAGUUGGUCUACCUGAGAACGACGAACGGGCGGUUCAAUUUUCCUCCGCCUUCCAUUGAACGACUGGGAAGAGCCGUUCAAUACGCCUCGCCACCGGAAUGGACAAGCAACAAACUUAGAAAUCAGUACCCCGGUCGAUUUGAGGCACCUGCCAAAAUUGGCCAAGGAAGAUGGAAUCAUGUGAGGAUCGACGUCCGGAAUAAUACCUUGACCGUUUACGUUGAUGGGAAUCCUGCCUCAUCGAUUCAAACAAAUCUUCUCGGUCUUGACGCCCGAGGAUCAUUAGCCUAUUGGGUGGAUGCUGGCACAAAUGCCUAUUUUACUAAUCUGAAAAUCAUUGAAGCAUAA